AUGGCUCUUACCGUCCCCGACACCGGGCUGUCUCUCUGGCGUGGAGACCAGCCCGGCAACCUCUCUCCAGAUCCCCAUGCCAAACAGACUCAGAUUUUGCGUCUAAACCUCGCUCAAAGCACCUUGGACGAGCUCGUGGAAAGCCUUCGCAACGACCAGAAAGCUCGAUUACGCCUUGGAAAGCACCAAACCCUCUAUUACGGCUCCAAAUCUCAGCAAUUCCAUUCCCACCUCGAAACCCAUCGCUCCGAAUUAUACAAGACCUCCGAAGACGAUCGAGAAAACCUUUACUUUUCCGGCGUGCUCAGUCACAGUCUCGAGGUACAAAAGGCAAAAGAAGCAACGGCUGCUACAGACGAAGCUCUGGCCACCCUUGAACAGAGCCUGAGCGCCUUUGAACGGGGCAAGGAAUCGAAGAAGACACAACUUGUCAAUCUUAAGCCUGACGACCGAAAAUCUCGGUCCAAAGUUCCCUUGAGCAAGAUUGACCUGGACAAGGAACGUUUCUUUAAGAAUCGCUCCAUUUCCGGCAGUCCCUCACUGGGUGCCAUUCGAUCUCCCGCAUCUCUCCCAACUCUCACUCCGACGUCAGUUCCGUCCUCCCAGAACAAGCGAAAGGCCCGACAGGACGCUUUGAAAACACCAUUCAUCCAUCUUCUCGCUGUCAGACCCGUGUCAGUCAAGUACCUCGCUCAAACAACCCGCUCGUCGCAGGAAGAUUGUCUUGAAUUAGCCAGAAAGUAUGGAGUUGAGAACCGUAUCGACCCUUCUAAAUUCAAUCUGAAGGAUAAGAGCUACAAAGAAUUGGAUAUUUGGAGCUUCCCUUACCCAAGCGAGUCCGAUCGUGCCUCUGCCAUCGAAAACGCAAUCUCAGCUUUCGACCGACAGCGAGUUUCUACGUCAGACAAGCUUUGGCAGAUGCUGAAUUCGAAAGAAGAGCGAGCCAAAGGAAUCUGCAAAUCAAGACUGAAACUUCAAACUGCACCUCCACCACCUAUCAAAGUGCAUGCUGCGGAAGAGACAAGCAAAGAAGGCGAUUUGACUGGCAACGAAACUGACCGAACCAACGGCCGAUUGACACCCAACGCUAUGGCAGGCGAUACUUCAUCCAAACCUGCAGCGAAGAAACCGCCGACUACCAAAGCCAAGAACAGUACACUCACAGGACGAAUUACAAAAAAGACGGAGAAGAAGGCUCCACCUCCGAAGCCUACCGGCAAGUUCAAAUCUGCCGAGUUUGUGCAUGAUUCAGACGAAGACACGGACAUUCCGGACGCUCCUCCUAUUCCAUCGCCUCCGCCAGCAGCUAAAAAGCCAGCAGCAACGACAGAAAGCAAGAAACCUCCGGAAGCCAAGAAAUCUACAGAAAACAAGAAAUUGCCAGCUAAGCUAGUAGACAGCAAACCUGCAAAGCCGGCUUCUAAACCCACUUCUGCCGCUCAGUCACCAACGGUCAAGCCUCAGAUUACAUUGAAACCUCAACCGCGAACUAUCAAGACUAUUCCUGCCACCAAUGGAAAUGGAACUGGUUCAAAGACGUUGCCUGGAUCUCGAGCAACAAAACCUACUUCUCCAGUCAAGCCGUCUCCAUUGGCGUCUUCUCCACCAACCAAUGCCUCUGAUAUCGACAAUUCUAGUCAGAAUUCUGGACAGACGAGCUCAUCUAGUUCAUCACCCCUGAUAGCACAGGUGGCCAAGCAAAACAAGACGAAAACUGCGGCCCCUACUACCGUUAUCAAGCCAAAAGUUCCUGCGAAACCCAAUGGCACGGUGAAACCGGUAAUUGAGCAGACAAACCCCUUGAAGAGAAAGGCCUUACCCGACCCGAUGCCGACUGGUCGGUUGAAUCGGAAUGGCGAGGACAUUAAACGCCGGCGACCGAUUGAGUCAAUGUCACCAAGUGGAACGAGUUCUGGAAGCGCGUCACCACCGCACAAUCGCGACUAUCAUCGCCAACAAUUACGACAGAAAUCGAUGGACUUUAAGAAGCUAUACUCGAGGUAUAGAGAUCUUCACAACUCUCUGGUCAACCAGAUGGAUCCCACGCCCUCGGAUCUUUCACGUUUGAAACAAAUGCAUGCUCGAGUGCAGCGGAUGAAGAAGGAAAUCUGGGACGAAGAUCGACGAUUGCGGGGAAAGUCUUAA
This is a messenger RNA of Talaromyces amestolkiae, 2145 nucleotides long. RefSeq lists its product as uncharacterized. Bases 1 to 2145 code for a protein of 714 amino acids. The transcript has a single exon. NCBI's taxonomy places the organism in Eukaryota, Fungi, Ascomycota, Eurotiomycetes, Eurotiales, Trichocomaceae. The record is from RefSeq and is a predicted model, not a curated record.